Messenger RNA from Acaulospora morrowiae, 1191 nucleotides. Lineage: Eukaryota; Fungi; Glomeromycota; Glomeromycetes; Diversisporales; Acaulosporaceae. The record is from the annotation of a GenBank genome assembly.
AUGCCACUGGUAGAGCCCACCACACUAGACGAUGCGAUCGCAAGUGUGCAAAAACUGGAAGCUGGAGAAUACUAUACUGGCAGAAAACAGGAGAAUAACCCAGCUAAUGAUGCCAUCAGCAGCCUAACGAAACAAGUACAAGAAAUACAAGAACAUAGAGCCCAUGAAUGCCCCGAGCCAAGGAGACUGUUACCACAAGUUGUCAACCCUCGUGACGUGAACCUUUGCAAAGUAGAAAAUAGUGACGACGAAGCUUAUGUUGCUACUAGAUCACGACACCAGCCGUACACCAUUAAUUGUCCUAAAAAAAAUGAAUUGAAACAAGCACAACCGGUACAACAGGAAGAGUGCAUUCAAUCAACACAACUAGUAGAAAUGGAGAUCACGGCAGAACCUGCAAAAAAGAAUGCCACACCGCGAGUUAAGCAUCAGAGAGGACCGUCAGUAGUAGAUCAAGCACCUCUAUACAAUGUUGCAGAAGACUUGUUGAUAUUGAAACGACCUAUCAUCACCCCCACGGAAGUUGACUAUGUGGAAGACCAGCCCCAACAAACCUCAGCAGCUAGAUGUAAUGUGAAGAUAAGAAACAAACCAGUUAUAGCAGUAUUGGACUCUGAAGCUGCAGUGAGCAUUAUGUCAAAGAAAUUGCUUACCAAGCUUGAACUACAGAUUUCGGAACCAUCUAAUGCUGUUGUCGUCACUGCGAACAGAACAUGGGAAAGAGCUUUAGGAAAAUUGAAGAACGUAGCAUUACAACUAGGAAGAAUCACUGUACCUACAGAUUUUCAGGUUAUAGAAUCUACGGAAAAAAUGAUGCUAUUAAAAAUGAGUUGGUUUAAGAAGUUAUGUACCCGCCUAUAUUUCGACGAACAAAAGUUAAUCAUUACCCACAAAGGAGAAAGCAUAGAGCUACCUAUUCACCAGAAAAAAGAAGUUAAAAUAGAAGAACUGAAGGAAGAGAAAGAGGAUUACGAAGAAGAUGACUAUUUCGACACAUACGAGGAAGAAGAUCUGGAUGAAGUAGAAAGUUACUUGACAAACGAUCAAGAGGACUUAUAUACCAACCCAUGGAUCGACGAGCAUAGCCCGGCAGUAUAUUUGACGAUGAUCGAAGAAGUUCUGACACCUGAAGAGACCGAACGACCUAUACAACCUCUAGAAGGAGUAAUAGAAGAAUUAGUAAAUGCCGAA